AAUUUUACCUCCACUAUACUAAUACGAGGUAUAAGCAGCAGCAGUUAAAGCCUCCAUAUCCCCCUCACCGCGGGAAAAGGGAAAAAAAGAGGAUAUUUUGGUGCGACCUGGAUCUCCCUCCAAAACACUCCCAAUUACAAACCAAUAAACAAACCCUAGAUUGAUUUAUGUGUAUCACAAAACCCUAAUUGCGCUCUCCAAUGUCAUCGGACCACUCUAAAACUCCGGUCAAGUACGUCGCCGUCAGCGACCUCUACUCCUCCACUACUCCCUGCGGUGGCGCCGCCGGAUCUAAGAAGGUCAAGGCGCGCAAGCUCCCGGAAUUCGAUGAUGAUCGGAGGCCUCCCGUCACCAGGAUUUACUCGCGACGGAGCGACAAGCAUGAGGAUAAUGUGUUCGAUAAUUUGAGUGCGGGGAAGUCGGAGAGUGUUGAUGAUGAUUUGGUUGGGGGUAAGUCGGUUAAGAGGAGGAGAUUGGGGAGUAGCGAGCUGAGUCGGUUGGGGGUGGAUUCCAGUCUGUUGAGGAGUUUGUGUUCGGAGCGGAGUAGUCGCCGGAAAAGCGGUGGUGAGGGGAAGUUGCAGGUUAAGGGGGAGAAUUCGAGGCAGAAGGUUGGGGGUUCGGGUUUGAUUGACAAGAAAAAAUGGACUUGGUUGAGCUACAAGUGUGACCCUACGAAUUUGGUUGGAUUACAAUGCAAGGUAUACUGGCCCCUGGAUGACGACUGGUACACUGGUUCUGUUGUUCGGUACAAUGAGGGAUCUAAAAAGCACCAUGUAAAAUACAAGGACGGUGAUGAGGAAGAUAUUAUUCUAUCAAAUGAGAAAAUAAAAUUUUUUGUAUCUCCCGAGGAGAUGCGACAUUUGAACUUGAGUAAUGGUAUUGGUAGUUCAAAUACAGAGAAUCUUGAUAUUAAUGAGAUGGUUGUUUUGGCUGCUAGUUUGGAUGACUGUCAUGAGCUUGAUCCUGGGGAGAUUAUAUGGGCCAAGCUUAGUGGUCAUGCUACAUGGCCAGCAAUUGUUUUGGAUGAAUCUGUUAUUGGUGGUCGUAAAGGUCUAAACAAAAUUACAGGCGAGAAGUCAAUAUUGGUUCAAUUCUUUGGCACACAUGAUUUUGCUAGGGUGAGAAUGGAACAAGCUAUUCCAUUCCUUAAAGGGCUUCUUUCUUCUUGCCACACAAAGUGCAAGAAAACAGGAUUUGUCCGAAGCUUGGAUGAAGCUAAGAUGUAUCUUAGCAAACAAAAACUUCCAAAGAGGAUGUUACGGUUACGGAAGAGCAAUACAAGUAAUGGAUGUGCUAAUGGAGGUGAUGAAGAAAGUGCUGAUUCAGAUGACGAGGUCACCAGAGAUACAGAACUAAAGAGAACCCUGGAGAGGAUCCAGAAUUGUCCAUUUGAAAUUGAGGACUUGCAAGUACAAAGCUUUGGAAAUAUUGUCUCAGACUCGGACUGUUUCUACGAAGAUAUAUAUAUCUGUCCAGAUGGAUAUACUGCUGUGAGAAAGUUUCCUUCAAUAUUAGAUCCAAGUGUACACAUGUCAUAUAAGAUGGAGGUGCUGCGAGAUCCUGCUGCAAUAGGCUUGCCUCUAUUUAGAGUUACAUCUGAAAAUGGGGAGAAGUUUGAAGGAUCAACAUCAACUUUUUGCUGGGAUAAAAUUUAUAGAAGAAUAAGAAAGAUGCAUUCUCGUGGCAAUGAUGCCUUAAAAGUAGCUGGUGUGUUGAAAAGUACUAUUAGAUCUGGUCCCGCGAUGUUUGGCUUCUCUCAUCCUGAAAUUUUGAAAAUUAUGCAGGUGCUAUCAACUUCAAAGCUUCCCUCAAAAAUCUUCCAGGUCCCAGACAAGAAACAUCACGACCUGCCGGUUGGUUUCCGACCAGUUCAUGUUAAUUGGAAUGAUCUCGACAGGUGCAAUGUGUGCCAUAUGGAUGAGGAGUACGAGAACAAUCUAUUUCUGCAGUGUGACAAGUGCAGAAUGAUGGUUCAUGCUAGAUGCUAUGGAGAACUGGAACCCAUUGACGGGAUACUUUGGUACUGUAACCUAUGUCGUGCAGGAACUCCUGAAUCUCCCCCACCCUGCUGUCUUUGUCCUAUUAUAGGUGGUGCCAUGAAGCCAACAGUAGAUGGACGGUGGGCUCAUCUUGCAUGUGCAAUAUGGAUACCAGAAACUUGCUUGUCUGAUGUUAAGAAAAUGGAACCCAUUGAUGGGCUGAGUAGAAUUAACAAGGACCGGUGGAAGCUUUUGUGUAGCGUAUGUGGUGUUCCUUAUGGAGCUUGUAUCCAGUGCUCCAACAGUAGUUGUUAUGUUGCAUAUCAUCCUCUGUGUGCAAGGGCAGCUGGAUUCUGUGUUGAGCCUGAGGAUGAAGACAGAUUACAUAUGAUUCCUAUAGAUGAGGAUGAGGACAACCAGUGGAUACGCUUGCUCUCCUUCUGCAAGAAGCAUAGGCCUUUAUCUCCUGAUCAUUUGUUUGCUGGUGACAGAAUUAACAGAACUGCGUGCCAACACACCGACUACACUCCUCCUGUGAAUUCAUCUGGUUGUGCUCGCACUGAGCCUUAUAAUUCCUCUGUGAGAAGAGGAAGGAAAGAACCAGAAGCUUUGGCUGCUGUAUCUUUGAAGCGCUUAUAUGUGGAGAACAGACCUUACUUGGUCAGGGGCUACAGCCAACAUGAGUCAUUGAGCAAUGUGAAGUGUUCCAGAACUGUUGAUAAUUAUAAAAUAACUCUUGAACUUGAAAAGUUAAAGUCUGGUGACCGUGAUGCUACUAAUAACAUCCUUUGCAUGGCUGAGAAAUAUAAUCAUAUGAGGAAAACCUUCAGAAAAAGACUGGCAUUUGGUAAAUCUGGAAUACAUGGUUUUGGGAUCUUUGCAAAACAAGCACAUAGAGCAGGAGACAUGGUAAUUGAAUAUACUGGUGAAAUUGUUCGUGCUCCAGUCGCUGACAGAAGGGAACACCAUAUAUACAAUUCAUUUGUCGGCGCCGGCACUUACAUGUUUCGAAUUGAUGAUGAACGCGUCAUUGAUGCAACACGGGCAGGAAGCAUAGCUCAUUUGAUUAAUCACUCAUGUGAACCAAAUUGCUAUUCAAGGGCUAUUACUGUGAACGGUAAUCAGCACAUAAUCAUAUUUGCGAAGAGAGAUAUAAAACAAUGGGAAGAACUGACAUAUGAUUACAGAUAUCUCUCUAUUGAUGAACAACUUGCUUGCUACUGUGGCUUUCCAAGAUGCCGUGGUGUUGUUAAUGAUAUCGAUGCAGAGGAACAGAAGGCAAAACUAUAUGUUCCACGCAGUCAACUUAAAGAAUUGAAAAGAGAUUGAGAG
This is a messenger RNA of Daucus carota subsp. sativus, 3311 nucleotides long. Its product is annotated as histone-lysine N-methyltransferase ATX2. Gene Ontology annotation, cellular component: nucleus; chromatin. Gene Ontology annotation, molecular function: protein binding. Gene Ontology annotation, biological process: regulation of transcription by RNA polymerase II. NCBI's taxonomy places the organism in Eukaryota, Viridiplantae, Streptophyta, Magnoliopsida, Apiales, Apiaceae. The transcript has 24 exons. The coding region runs from base 201 to 3308 and encodes 1035 amino acids. The record is from RefSeq and is a predicted model, not a curated record.